AUGACUAGUUCUGGUGAACAGCUAACGUUAGCCAGAGACAUAAAAAGGGCUAUCGAAUUAUUAGAAAAGCUGCAGCAAAGUGGAGAAGUACCAGCAACGAAACUUGCUGCACUGCAAAAAGUGUUACAAAGUGAUUUUUUGAAUGCUGUGAGAGAAGUAUAUGAACAUGUUUAUGAAACCGUAGACAUACAAGGUUCUGCAGAUAUUCGUGCAUCGGCAACAGCUAAAGCCACUGUUGCUGCCUUUGCAGCCGCCGAAGGCCACGCUCACCCUAGAGUUGUUGAGCUACCAAAAACUGAAGAGGGUUUGGGAUUUAAUGUAAUGGGAGGAAAAGAACAGAACUCUCCAAUUUAUAUAUCACGUAUUAUUCCCGGGGGAGUAGCAGAUCGCCAUGGUGGACUAAAAAGAGGAGAUCAAUUGCUUUCAGUAAAUGGAGUUUCAGUAGAAGGUGAAAAUCAUGAAAAAGCUGUAGAGCUGCUCAAGCAAGCUGUCGGAUCUGUUAAAUUAGUAGUACGUUACACACCUAAGGUGUUGGAAGAGAUGGAAAUGCGAUUUGACAAGCAGAGAACUGCAAGGAGGCGUCAGAAUUACAACUAA
Diatraea saccharalis (sugarcane borer) is the source of this 597-nucleotide messenger RNA. NCBI's taxonomy places the organism in Eukaryota, Metazoa, Arthropoda, Insecta, Lepidoptera, Crambidae. The record is from the annotation of a GenBank genome assembly.